GACCGCUUCUCCUCGAGGACCCUUCACUCGAUCAUCCUUUCUCUCAUCCAGCUUGUUUUUGACUUUGAUCGACUUCUGGCAGAAUGGUCAAGACUCCUUUGGUCAAGCUCGAGCCUACAGGCCAACAGAUGCCCUUGGUUGGAUUGGGAUUAUGGCAGAUUCCCAAAGACCGAUGUGCGGAUGCCGUUUACGAAGCGAUUAAAGCGGGAUACAGGUUGUUAGAUGGUGCUGGAGAUUAUGGGAAUGAGCGAGAAGCUGGUCAAGGUGUCCAGAAAGCUAUCGACGAAGGACUUGUCAAACGAGAAGACCUCUUCAUCACUUCCAAGCUGUGGUCAAAUUUCCACGCCGAAGAUAAGGUCGAACCCGCAUGCCAAAUGUCUCUUGAUUUAUGGGGUUUAGACUACUUUGAUCUAUACCAUAUCCAUUUCCCGAUCGCCGUCAAAUAUGUCGAUCCGAAAGUCCGUUAUCCUCCCGGAUGGUCUUAUGAUGGAAAAGGAACCAUUAUCCUGGAGGACGCACCGAUUUACAAGACCUGGGCAGUGAUGGAAUCUCUGGUUGACAAGAAGAAGGCUAGAAACAUUGGAAUCUCAAACUUCCGAGGAGUCCUCAUUUCCGAUUUGAUGACUUAUGCGCGGAUUCCUCCUGCGGUCCUGCAGGUCGAGAUGCAUCCGCUCCUCGUACAAGAGCAACUGAUUCAACUCUGUAAAGCCUACAAGAUCCACAUCACGGCCUACAGCUCUUUCGGGGGUCCGUCUUAUGGACCUCAACCCAAAAUUGGCUCUUUGUUCGAGGAAGAGCACAUUGUCGCGGCUGGUAAAGCUCACAAGAAGACUCCAGCGCAAGUCCUGCUCCGAUGGUCGACCCAACGAGACAUCGCCGUCAUCCCAAAGUCGAACCACUCAGAACGAUUGGCAGAGAAUCUCGCUUGCUGUGACUUUGACCUGACUGAGAAAGAAUUAAAAGACAUCACCGCCCUCGAUCAAGAUUUCAGGUUCAAUGAUCCCGGCAAGGUUGACCCUCGAAUGGCCAUCUGGUCAUAGGCGGCGAUCUUUGUGGUGUGCGUGGGCAUCAGCGAUGAAUGAUGGCCACCAUCUUGGUACAAGCCAAUG
Molecule: messenger RNA, 1109 nt
Organism: Kockovaella imperatae
Lineage: Eukaryota; Fungi; Basidiomycota; Tremellomycetes; Tremellales; Cuniculitremaceae
Product: Aldo/keto reductase
Exons: 7
Coding region: 84-1040 (318 amino acids)
Cellular component (GO): cytosol
Molecular function (GO): aldose reductase (NADPH) activity
Source: RefSeq, a predicted model, not a curated record